ACUGUGAACUUGCAGUGCAUCGGAUCUCAGGCUGUGGCUGCUGGCAUUGUUGUACGUCGGCCGUGCAAGCGCAGCCGCUCACACCCCCCAGCUCGCUGCGGAUGCACAGCAGCCCAGUCUCGAUCUCGGCGCCCGGUAUAAAUGAAGUGACAGCUAGUUGACACUAGCCCAUCGUGACCUAAUUACUCUAACCAUUAAGACCUAUCGUCGUGAUUGGCAGUUUUGAAUGUAGUUUGACUGAAAUUUAGCGCUCAUCAACAAUCAGGUUUGACACAAGACGACCAAAAUGUCGUGUGAUGUAAGCACCCAAAUAUUGGAAAUCCCCGUGCUGGGCCGUCAAUUCAAGCUGGGAACUCUUUACAACGCUCGCACAGACGAGAUAAUUCCAGGUAAUCCGUUGUGGUCGGAAAAUGAAUCGAAGAAAUUCGAAGUUUCACGCAACGACGGCUACAUUUACUCGCUGAUUGCUCCGGGUCUGCUCAGCGACAAAUUUCAAGAACUCAACGUCAACGGGUCGCUGCAAAUUUGCAUACUGACUGGAAUGGUCGAACCCAAAGGGCCGGCCAGCUACCUGACGAAAAAGAAAGCGACUUAUCGCGAGUCGAGCGUCCACGUCAAGUGUUACUGCAACACGGCAAUCAGACAAGUGCCGGCCAAUCAAUUGGAAGACAACAAAAACAGUUUCGCCAACAUCUCAAAGAUCGGGAGAAACGCGACGGCCACUCACGUUGUCUCCCAAAUCCAGUACGGAUCCGAAUCGACUUUCACGCUGACCAAACGAUUCAAAGACGCCAAAGAUGGCCAGAAAGUUGACGACCAGUUGGCCGCCUGCGGUAGUCAUUUACUUGACGUUCUCAAGGGAAACGUGAUGGCCAGCAACGGAACCAAGUCGGACGUCGAGUGUCACUUUCAAGCCGAUUUCCAGCUCCCGAAAAACGUCAAAGCUCCGACAACGUACGAGGAAGCCGUCAAGUUCGCCGGCCACAACAAGUUGAGUCAAGUGGCAUCCGACGCUAUGGGCAGAGACGCGUCAGCUGGAAACGAGCCACUUGGCGUGCCGUGUAUCAUUUGGCUCUACCCGCUGGUCUUGCUGCCAGGAUCCGAGGCAGCACCGGCCGUCAAGUAUGAAAUUAACCGAACCUUGGCGUCCGAAUGCGUCCGCCACGUCCAAGACUACGACCAAGUCCAAGAUCGACUCGACGACAUGCUCAAAGACCCUCUGGUGGCCAAACUGAGCCCGUUGCACGGGAAAUUGACACAUUUCCGGGAGCAUUUCAAUUCCUUCCGGGAGGAUUUGAACAAGAAAUUGAGAGAAAUGGUCCUGAAUAUUCGGUGCGGAUUAGACACGGUUCCGUCGUUCAAAAAAUUUCUGAUCCGCUUCGGCAGCGAAGGAUUCGCCUUCAAUCCGAAAUAUUUACUCCGCUGGAUGGAUGAGAAAGACAAGGAGCUCUGCGCCAUGAGAAAAUUUCACGAUCAGAUCGACACUCACCAGCUGGAAUACACGGAAAAGGUGAUGCUAUUCCCGGUGACGGAAAUGCUGCGCAAGCAGACGGGCAAAUUCACAGUGAGAUUCGCCUAUCAGCUGGUUUUCGCUUCGCUGGCCCGCCCAGAGCCAUUCCUGGAUCUACUCAAAGAUAAAACGCUGGAUUCGGAUUUCACCAACGACAUUCCGGAAGCGCCGGCGGAUAAUAAUGACGUCAAUCUUUGGUGCGAGGACAAGGGAGCAAUCAAGAGGAUCGAGAAGGAGAUCAACAUUUUCGCCGAAUUGAUUCAAGAGAAAACCGAAGCCAAAAGUUUCGUGUUCGCCAUUACGGCGCCCGACAAAUACACCGAGCCGACGCCGGCCGAUCUGGAAAUCAAUUCCGAAUUCAGGAUCGCCGAAUUCAGGGUCAUCAUCAACACGGAUGAUGACGAUUCCGAUUCAGGAUCGUCGGCGGUGCUCACCCGCCGGCAAAUUCAACACCACGGAUGGGACGCCCUUCACGCCGUCGUCCGUCACUACCCCGUCGACAAACUGAUCGACAUUGUCCGGCUCCUGUCCGACCUGGAAGUUGAAAAGAGCUGGGACAAAUGCAACCCCCUGCUGGCCUUGGUCCGGUUCUACACCAAAGACAAUUUGAUCGACUUUAUUCGACUCUUCCUGGAGCGCGGGAUCGACGUCAACUGCAAGGAUCUCGAAGGCUGGAACGCCCUCAUGUCCCUGUGCCAGUGCUACAAGCACAAUUACACCUACAAGCUGAUGGACGUCGUCCGGCUCUUCCUGGACAGCGGGAUCGAUCCCAAUUGCAAAACGAAAAUCGGCAACAACGCCCUCUACUUGCUCUGCCGGAAUUACCACAAAAACGACCUGCUCCAAAUCGUCGAGCUCUUCCUGGAGAGCGGGAUCGACGUCAACUGCCGCAACAACGACGGCUGGAACGCCCUCCACUUUGUCAUAGAGUACUACCACGAAGAAGAUAUGAUCGAAUUCUUCCGGAUGUUCAUCCAGAAAGGCAUCGAUGUCAACUGCAAAAACAACGACGGAUGCAACGUCCUGCUGGCCCUGUGCAGGAAUUACGGCAAAGAUAAUUUCAUCGACAUUCUCAAUUUGCUGUUGGGGCGCGGGAUCGACAUCAACUGCAAGGAUCGCUUCGGUGAAAACGCCCUCCACUAUGUUAGCACCUUCUGCUGUCAGGAUUACGCCACCGAGAUAUUCGAGCUGCUCAUUCAGAGCGGGAUCGACGUCAACUGCAAAAACGACGAGGGCUGGAACGCCCUGCUGCUCCUGUGCCGAAACUAUCAGAAAGACGAUCUCAUCACGGAAAUCGUCGAGCUGCUCGUCGACCUGGGCAUCGACGUCAACUGCAAAACACUCGACGGCUGGAACGCCCUGGUGGCCUUGUGUCGCUACUACAAGCGAGCCAAUUUGAUCGACGUUGCCAAAUUGCUCAUCAAACAAGGAGUCAACAUCAAUUACACGACUUUUGACGGGUGCAACGCUCUACUGCACUUGUGUCGAUAUUACCAAAAGGACAACCUGUACGACAUUGCCAAAUUGUUGCUGGACAACGGGAUCGACGUCAACUGCAAGAGUCACGCAGGUCUGAACGCCCUGCACUUAUUGUGCCAUUACGGCACCAAGAAAAACGCGAUGGAAACCGUCCGGCUGCUGAUCGAACGCGGGAUCGAUGUCAACUGGAAGGCCAAAGACGGUUGCAAUGCUCUGAUCGCCCUGUGUCGCGAGUGCGACAAGGAGAGUCUGCCGGAAAUAGUUAAACUCCUGCUGGAGCGCGGGGUCGAAGUCAACUGCAAGGAUCACGAAGGAUGGAACGCCCUCCACUUUGUGUGCCGCAAAUGCCCCAGAGAACACUUGUACGCCGUCGUUCGACUCUUGGUCAUUUGGAACAUCGACAAGAGCGUCAUGACGAUCGGAAUGGCCAGCGCUCGAUCCUUCCUUCUCAACCGUUACACAGAAGAGGACGUCAAGGAUGUUAUUCAAAUGUUAUAAGUGCAAAUAUUCGUUUUUUGUGGUGGGGGUGGGGGUUUGUUGUACAAUUUUUGUUGCGGUGCGAUUUUCUUGGCUUGAACCUGCUUACGUUUUCAUAACUGUCAUUGUAUAUUCUUAAUACACGACUGCGUUGUA
Daphnia pulicaria is the source of this 3622-nucleotide messenger RNA. RefSeq lists its product as uncharacterized. The record is from RefSeq and is a predicted model, not a curated record. The transcript is spliced from 3 exons. Lineage: Eukaryota; Metazoa; Arthropoda; Branchiopoda; Diplostraca; Daphniidae. Gene Ontology annotation, molecular function: protein binding. The coding region runs from base 287 to 3487 and encodes 1066 amino acids.